UCAUGCGCCAGGAGACGCCGGCGGCGGAUGAGCGCGCCUUCACUCUGCCAGCCAGCGAGCGCACCAAGCAGCGGGCGAGAUGUCAGUUGACACGAGCAGCGGGCCGUGUGAGAAAUUUCAAGCCAACGUGUUCAACCACAGCAAAUGUCAGAACUGCUUCAAGUCACGGGAGCUGCACCUGCUCGGCGACCCCAUCGUGGAGCAGGGGAAGACAGUCUACGGUGGCUGGCUGUGUUUGGCGCCUGAGGGGAGCGACUUUGGGAACCCGACACUGAGGCCACGGAAAUGGCGGCGGCGCUUCUUCCUCCUCCACGAGCACGGCAGCCUGACCUACGCGCUGGAUGAGCUGCCGGGCACGUUGCCUCAGGGCACGGUCAACAUGAGUCUGUGCACGGACAUCUUGGACGCGGAGACGCGUACGGGCCAGAGGAACACGCUGUGCAUCAUCACGGCAGAACAGGAAGUGUUCGUGCGGGCCGACAGCAAGGACGUCAUUAACGGGUGGAGCGAGCAGCUGUUGGUCUACCUGAGCAGUAGCAGACAGAAGCCAAAGAAGAAGCGCAAAGUCGAAGCUGUCAGCGGCCAGGAACCUACUCCAGCCAAAAUGGCCGCAACCUGCCCCGCCAUGACGACGGUGACGGUGGUGACCGACGCCCCGCUGGUGGAGGAGCAACUGGCUGAAACCACGCCAGGCAGGGACCCGCCAGUCACGCCCAAGCAGGACCUGAGUGACCCUCGACCCCCCGAGCGAGAGCCAGAUUUACUGAACUUCAAAAAAGGUUGGAUGUUGAAGCAGUGCCAGGAUGCCCAGUGGAGGAAGUACUGGUGCGUGUUGUCAGCUGACAAUCUACGUUUCUACAAGCACUCCAAGGCUGAGGAGGCCUCAGAGCAGGAAGGAGAAGUGGACCUGAGCAAGUGUAUCAACGUGUGCGAGUGCGACGUCCAAAAGAACUAUGGCAUCCAAAUCCACACGCCUGCUGGCGUCUGCAUGCUGUCGGCCAUGACGGCAGGAAUACGAAGGAACUGGAUCCAGGCUCUGAUGAAGAACGUGCACACAGCCUCUGAUGUCAACAGCCAACCAGACGUGACCCGAGACUCUUCAGAGCGGGACCGACGCACCAGGACGGUUCUGGAGCGAAGGCGUGACGGUCGCUACAAAACCUGUGACUGGACGGAGCUGAAGCCUCAGAGGAAACCGCCGGUAGACGCCGACCUCCACAGCGGCGAAGCUCCGCCCUCCCUGCAGUCUGGCGACCUGGAGCAGAGCCACAGGAGAGAGGUGAGGAGGAGGCGGUACGAGAACAUCCUGGGCGUGUCUCCAGGUCGCGAAGUGAUGGGCGACGCCGCCGCCGCUAACCCGAGGACGCUGCUGGAGGACGAGAUGGAGGCGUGCUGGAAGCAGGUGGAGAAGACCAACUUCAAGCACUUGACUGACCACGCCCCUUUGAUCAUAAUGGACGACUACAUGAAGUUUGAGCCGGAAGAUUCCGAGCGCAGUAGACCGGAGUGUCAAUGUCAGCCGAGUGCUUCCUGUGAGAUGGACCCUCCCCAAGGACGUGUGGGGGACGACAGUCCACCGAGCGGCUGCGCAGGAAGCACAAGUCCAGAAGCCCCGCCCACAAGGUGCAGCCGUGACGCAGACCGGGAUUCACUUCCUGUCUGUUUGUCCUCGGCUGCCUCAGACUGCGGCGGCGCUCGGUGUGCACCGCACGUCACCAGCGAGCAUCGUGUUUGUCUCCUGCGUCCGCAAGCGAGUGCUGGCUCCGCCAUGCUGGACACGCUGGCCGAAGCGGGCGGAGACUCGGUGGAAGGUCUUGCUCGGGUCAGCCAGGAAGUGGAGCUGCUGACCAGGCGGAACCGCGCUCUGGACCAACGGAACCAGGAGAUGCUGAACCAGCUGAUGGAGGCCGACGUCCACAUCGAGCGCCUGAAGGAGGAGCUCCGCAGGACGGAUCCCAAAAAGACGCAGGUUCUGGAGCGAGAGCUGCUGGAGAAGAACCAGAAGCUCCUGGAAGCUCAGACGCUGAUCACCUCACUGGAAGACAGUCUGAGGGACGCCCAGAGAAGCGGGGGACAUAAAGAACGGCUGAGAAAAACAGAAAGUUACCUUCUGAGAUGCUUUGAAGCCACCGAAGCCAAACUGUGCGAGCUGGAGGAAAAGCUCCGCCAGUCGCAGCUCAGCUGCAGGAAGCUCCAGGCGGAGAAUGCUACCCUGAAGGAAGCGAAGAACCUUUGCCUCCAAAGAGACGCCCAGAUGCUGAGCAGGGAGGCGGAGGGAACGAUGGCGCUGAGGUGUAACCUUCUGGAAAAAUUACUGGAGGACGUUGCCAGGUUUUACGUGGGCAAGACGUGGAUGUGGACAAGCGGCGAGGAGGAGGGGCAAGCAGUCGCCACCGCCUGUCAGCGGAAAUGGUGCCCAGAGGCGGAACAGGAGGCAGAGCUUCUCGAGGGAGCAACAUCACAGAUGAUUCCUGGACAGAACAUCACAAAAGACAAGUCCCGCUUAGGUGGUGGGAAGCGGGGCCAGGAGAACCUUCUGGAGCAGUUGUGCGAGCAAAGUGUUAUGGAACGUCCCGGAAGGGUUGCUCACAUGAUCACGCCAUCCCCCGCCCGCGCGCAGGACGAAGUGGGACGGGUGGCCGAGCGACUCUUUCGCGUCGCCAAACCUCCGUGGUCCGCGCUGUUUUACCUGGCGGCAACUCAGGCGGCAUACUGCUGCCACGUGACCAGGCUAUGCUCCGCCUACCAGUGGGAGACGCCCAGCUCUGCCCACCCCUGCAACCGCUGCCUCCGGCUGACGGAAGAGAAUCGGCGACUCGGGGAAAGACUUUGUAGCGUCGAGCGCCGCGCAGCCAAGGUCACGCCGCAGCAUCAGGUGAACAUACUGGCGGCACGUGUGGCGGAGCUGGAGGAGCAGCUGUCAAUCACAAGCCAAAACCUGACGUCGGCUCAGAGGCAACACGACAAGGACAUGGAAAAGCAGAAGGCAGCGUGCGAGAGGAGGCUUGCCGCCAUGGAAGAGUCCCACCUAAAGGUGUCCGAGGAGCUCCAGCGACGCCACCUCCAGGAAGUCGACCGCCUCCUGGAGGAUACGGACAGGCUGCUGGAGGAGGAGACUGCCGCCACGGCAACUGCAAUGGAGGCCAUUGAGCGAGCCCACCGCCUGGAGCUGGAGAAGGAGGUGCAGAGGAGGCGGCGAGUCAUCGGUGCGACAGGCGGCGUUCUGGUGGAGCACCUGCACAAACAACACAGUGAGGACCUGGCGUCCUCUCAGCGGGAGUUGGAAGAUUUGUCCUGCGAGUUCUCUCGGAAGUGUCUCGAAAACAACCACCUGCUCCAGGUGCUGGACUUGGAGAGGAAGGUGCUGAGUCAGCGUCAGCAGGAGAACAGGGACCUAAUGGCUCUGAACCAGGAGUUGAGCGCUCAGCUGACGUCCAACAUCACUCGCCGCUCGCCGGCGGGAAGGGAAGCACUUGCGCACGACGUCAGCGUUUCCAAGUUGGAGCUGCUGCUGCGCGUGAAGGAGUGCGAGCUGACGAGCGUGAGGCAGCAGCUUAGCUCGCUGCGGCAAAAACUUCACGUCACGCAGCGGGUCAAAGGUGACCCGCCCAUGGCACAAGAAGUACCAGGAUGAAGCAGGAAGUCAACUGGGCUCACACCUCUUCAUGUUUGCGGGCACAUUCACAACUAAAGUACUUUUUGUGUGAAUGUUGCUUGUAAAUAUUGAUUGUAAGCCUAUUUUAUUGAUAUUUACUAGUAGUGUGUGACGUGUUUACUUGUGUGUGUUAAUAAAGACAAAAG
Messenger RNA from Nerophis ophidion (straightnose pipefish), 3801 nucleotides. RefSeq names its product myosin phosphatase Rho-interacting protein-like. The transcript is spliced from 18 exons. Gene Ontology annotation, biological process: actin filament organization. The record is from RefSeq and is a predicted model, not a curated record. Gene Ontology annotation, molecular function: actin filament binding. NCBI's taxonomy places the organism in Eukaryota, Metazoa, Chordata, Actinopteri, Syngnathiformes, Syngnathidae. The coding region runs from base 80 to 3634 and encodes 1184 amino acids. Gene Ontology annotation, cellular component: actin cytoskeleton.